UCAGCCCACUGCUGCCGUGUUGUCCGAGCGGAUCAGAAUGAGGUGCGACCCCCACUCUCUCGCCCAUCGCUGGGCCGCAAACAGGAUGGCGAGCAGCUCGCGGAAGUUGAUGGAGGUGUGGUGGGGUGACAGCAGUGUGAAGUGGGGGGUCAGGAGGGAGGCGUUGAGGCCCGACGCCCUGCAGUCGAGGAUCAGACGGACUUUCGUCUUGGUGUCGCCUGGGUCUCUCUUCUUCUCCACCACCCCAAGCGGAUUGACGAUGAAGGGGCGGUGGGUGCAUGGCUCGACGAAGCCCUUGGUGAUGAGACGCGUGAGUUCCGUCAGCACUGCCUCCCAGAAGUCGAAGAGCGAGUCGUAAUUGCCCCGGUAGAAGGGCUUGAGCGGUCGGAAGAUGAGAAGAUCGACGCCUCUCUCCCAGUCGCUGACGACCGUCUCGUUGACGCCCCACGCCCGGGCUCUGGGUGGCCGCAGGCGGCCGCCUGCCGUCCAGGCUGAGAUGCGGUGUGCCGUGAGUGGUCGCCACGACGACCGGCCUAGCCCUUGAGCGAAGUUUUGGAUGUGCAUGCUGCUUUCCAGUGAUUUCCGAAGCGCAUCGUGCGUGCCGUCUGUGUUGUUGUUUGAGCCCGUGGGUUGCUCAGUCGAUUGGAUGGAGACUGAAGGCACAGUGGACAGGCAGACGAGCCCGCAUUCGUGUCAUUAAAGCACAAAGCAAUUGGUGUCUCGCCCCAUGCAGAGUCUCGCUGACGCACGAACGACUGGCUCGACUGAGCCCUUGGGCAAUGCUACUCAGAGCCUAACAGAUGUCGCUGACUACUGGCCCGUGCGCUGCCUCUUACUCGGCCGCGGGGCGUUCGGGCAGUCUUUGCGCAGAUGGUAGGCCGUGAUGCCCAGUCCCUCGUAGACUCCUCGCAGACGGCGCAGGAGAGGAUGAUCGGCUGCGGGCACCUCGUGACGUGAUGCCCCUUGGCCUCUCGCGGGUCCGUGAUCUUGCCCUGACGUGGGCAAACACACACACACACGCAGCGAUGAGACCAGGCGGUCUUUCUGUGCUGUGGGGCGAGACCAGGUGACGGUCUGCCUGUGCUGUGGUGCCCUGCGUACCUGGAUGUAGUAUUCCAGGCAGUUGUCGCUGAAACAGUCUUGUCCACCGCGCGGGACGAGACUGCCACCGGCUGGUGCACCGGGGGUGCCGCCGGCUGACGUGCCGGUGGGGCAGGGGGGCGCUGCUGGCCCAUGUGAGAGCUGGCCGCUGCCGCGCGAUGGACGAACGCGGGGGCACUGAAGGUCAGACAGGGGAAGACAAAUACGUACACAUACAAUACACACCCUCAUGCACACGUCCAUGCGCACACACCUACACACACACCCCACACACCCCUCCCUCCUUCCCUCUUUCCUUACCGUGUUGCGCCGGGGCCGCUGCUGCUACUGCUACUGCUGCUGCCGAUGGUGCGGGUGCGGGUGAGGGUGGUUGCGCGUGGGUGGGGUAUGUGGGCUGGCGGCUCUGCUGUUGUAGGAUGCUGAUCUGGCUGGCCACCUGCCGCAGCUCGCUGCUCAAUGCCGGGACGGCGCGCGCGACGAGGUAGAGGGGUGGCGGGGGAGCCACGCGCUGGCCAAGGUGCUUGGCCAGGGGCUCGCGCAGAGUGUCGUCGACGCCAGGGAGCUCGAAGUAGCCCUUGCUGCCGUCCCCCCCGCCCAGCACCGGCAUCUUGGCCUCCUGCGCCACAUCCUGCACUGUCUUGACGAAGCGGUGCACCUGCAGGUAGAUCUGGCGGUCCUCUCCCUCGUCUGCCGUCGCCGUGUUGCCCUUCACGGUCAUGAGCGCCGUCCACAGCUGUGCUGAGGUGAUGUCCUUCAGUUGGAUGCGGGUGCUGCCCCCUUUGAUGGUGAGCUGGUCGUCCGCGCCCUUCUCGAACGAGAGAGGCGGAGGGGGGAGCUGGUCGGCGAGGGCGGUCACCAUGCGCUGCGCCAGCUUGCUGUCCUCGGUGAAUGGGGAUUGGAUCUGCUUGGUGAGCUGCCGCUGCGCCGCCUCGGAGGUCCCUAUCCGCUGCUCCAGCCCGCCCAGCCGCCCGCCGAUGGACAGCAUGCCCUGCGUCAUCCGUUGCUUCAAGUCGCCGAGCUCUCUCUCCAACAUCUCCAACCUCUGGUACCGCUCGAUGUCUCCAUCCACCCCUCCGCCCCCUGCGGGUCAUCCUUUUGCAGCAGAUCCACUCAUUCAACUUGUCUUUUGCACGCCCUCGUACGCCCUCACAUACGGCUCGUAUGAAGUGCUCUUCAUUCAGGUGUGGGUAGUUCAGGCGUGCUGCCUUGACCUCUGUGAUGAAGUCAGGAAUGCUCACAUCCGACUUGUCAUCGAAUGGGCGGAGGGUCACUGUUGGUUUGAAUACAUACUGCAUGGCAGUCAUCUGUGCCAGCCCGUUG
This is a messenger RNA of Vitrella brassicaformis, 2421 nucleotides long. The record is from the annotation of a GenBank genome assembly. Lineage: Eukaryota; Vitrellaceae.